This is a messenger RNA of Centruroides sculpturatus (bark scorpion), 643 nucleotides long. RefSeq lists its product as uncharacterized. NCBI's taxonomy places the organism in Eukaryota, Metazoa, Arthropoda, Arachnida, Scorpiones, Buthidae. The record is from RefSeq and is a predicted model, not a curated record. The coding region runs from base 138 to 494 and encodes 118 amino acids. The transcript has 6 exons.
GCCAAGUUGGCGUUUUUAAAGCAACAUAUUUAAGCCAUCACCAUUGAGUGAUUUCAAUAACAAGAAAAAAAUAUUUUUCUAUACAAUACACAGAACGUUAAAAGAAGCAGCUGUAUCGAUAACAUUAUUCAGUCGAAAUGAAGAUCUACAUUUUAUUCUUUUGCACAUUGUUAAUCUGCAAAGUUGCCUGCAAUCGUAAUCCGAAACUUCUUUCAAAAGAAGUUUGCGGUUAUUCUGAAUCCCGCAAAUCUAAGAUUUAUGACUGCAUCGAAAACAACCUUCCUGCUUUUUUCAAAAAUAAAGUUAAAGGUUUUAUUCAGUGCAUUGGAAGAAAUUCUCUUCUUGAAAUCGUAAAUAUGAUUUGUGAAUCAAACAAACCGGAGGAUCUGAAAGCACAAUAUGCGAAUUGCUUUUCUAUUUUGGAAUUGCACUACGACGUCGACUAUAAUAAUGCAGUCUAUUUCAUAGGAAUGUGUAUGCCGGAUGACGAGUAAAAACAUGGUUUUGCUAAAUAUAAAAUAUUAAAACAUUUAUAAAUGUAUUAAAAUAUUCAAGUAAAUAAAACAAGAUACUAUAAGUAGUAUUCUAGACAAUUAAUAAUAAACAAGUAUAGAAAAUUACAGUAAACUGUACCGAACUUAAC